Scheffersomyces amazonensis is the source of this 1403-nucleotide messenger RNA. It is a transcript of the gene BTS1, whose product is annotated as farnesyltranstransferase. Gene Ontology annotation, molecular function: prenyltransferase activity. The record is from RefSeq and is a predicted model, not a curated record. Bases 121 to 1170 code for a protein of 349 amino acids. NCBI's taxonomy places the organism in Eukaryota, Fungi, Ascomycota, Pichiomycetes, Serinales, Debaryomycetaceae. Gene Ontology annotation, biological process: isoprenoid biosynthetic process. The transcript has a single exon.
ACAAUCAGCAGAUCGGCUUAUGCUUACGUAGACAUUAUUUCGUGUCUGUGCGCAAAAAUGCUAAUAUAUUUGCCGCUAAUUUUUUUGAUCUAUUACCGACUUCGCCAAUAAUCUAGCAUCAUGGAUAGCGCAAAUAUUGACAUAGAUAGUAUAAUACAGCAUACUGAUGGGUAUAGCAGAGAGCCCUUGGAUCCCAUAGUCCAACCGUAUGAUUAUUUGACGAAUGUUCCUUCUAAUAAUCAGAAUGUGAGAAAUCGAUUCUUAGUGGCAUUCAAUAAAUUGUAUUACCAUAUCGAACAUCAGCAACUUUUGGAACUUAUAGGGGAGAUUAUUUCUAUAUUCCAUAAUCUGUCAUUAUUAAUUGAUGAUAUCGAGGAUUCCUCCGAUUAUAGACGAGGCAUACCUUCUGCUCAUACCAAAUAUGGAGUACCCUUAACUAUUAAUUGUGGGAACUUGAUGUAUUUCAUAGCUUUACAAAAGGCACAAACGGAUCUACCAGUACUUUAUCAAACCCUUUCAAAUCAUGAGAUUAAUAUGGAUAAAUUAAAAUUCGCCACCCUGCAAAUAUUAAUCGAUGAGAUGUUAAAUUUACAUCAUGGUCAAGGAUUAGAUCUUUACUGGAGAGAUGAUUUUCAAUUAAUUGAAGCUGAUGGACAAAUGCCAAAUAUUGAAGAUUAUCUUCAAAUGAUUAAGGAUAAGACUGGUGGAUUAUUUCGAUUAUCGAUUCGUUUAUUACACUUAUUUGCCCCUACUAAAGUAGAGUAUGAUCUUAUUCCUAUUGCUAAUCUUUUAGGAAUUAUAUAUCAAAUUAGAGAUGAUUAUCUAAAUUUGGUUGAUCCCAAGUAUUCUCAUAUGAAGGGUGUUGUAGGAGAAGAUUUAAUUGAAGGCAAAUUGUCUUUGCCAAUAUUACAUUGUUUACUUAAUUCAAAUGACUCUCCGGUUCGUAGAUUAUUGGUAUCUACAACUUCAAGUCAAGAAAGAAAAGAGAAAAGUGAUGAAAUAAAAGAAUGUAUUGACUAUAUGAAAUCAGAAUCGCGGUCUUUGGAUUAUACUAAGAGUCUUAUUAAAGCGUAUGAAGUCAAAGUUAAACAAUUAAUAACUGAACUGACGGGUGGAUUGGCUAAAGAUUCUCUAUUAUUUCAAAUCAUUGAUGGUUUAUGCUCUAUUUAGGGCCCAUCAUACUAAAGGAAUAUCAUAUUUUAAUUUAUCGGGAUGAUUCUUUUCGACUCCAUUAAGGAAGUCAAAGAAGGAAUCUAUAUCAUGACUAUUGAAGGACAUCUGGGGGAUAAAUAAUGUAUUUGAAGCAGAUGUAUCAUUGAAAUGAAAUCGGUUCAUUUCAUAUUGUAAAUUCUUAGGCACUAAAUUAUUUAUUAAAGGUAUAUCAAUAUUGUUUUGGGAAAUGU